Molecule: messenger RNA, 537 nt
Organism: Oikopleura dioica
Lineage: Eukaryota; Metazoa; Chordata; Appendicularia; Copelata; Oikopleuridae
Source: the annotation of a GenBank genome assembly
AUGGCUCAUCGUUUGAAUAUUUCUGGAUCAGUUCUGGAUCAGGCAAAAGUCAAUUUCAAGGAAAUUUACGAUCAAGCAGGACAAAAGUCACACGAAGCUAUCGCCGGAGCUUGUCUUUAUGUUGCCUGUCGACAAAUAGGAGCUCCGCGCACAUUCAAGGAAAUCUGCGCUGUUUGUACGGUUUCGAAGAAAGAAAUUGGUCGCUGCUUCAAGUGGAUCAUCAAAACUCUCGAAAAAACUGUGAAAACUAUCUCGUCAGAAGACUUCAUGAUGCGUUUUUGCUUUUCGCUCAACCUCACAAAACAAGUCGAGGCUGUUUCAACUAAAAUUGCCAAGCGAUCCGUCGAGUUGGAUUUGGCAGAAGGUAGAUCCCCGAUUUCUCUUGCCGCAGCGGCAAUUUACAUGGCCUCACAGACAUCAAAAACAAGAAAAACCGCCAAGGAAAUCAGUGACGUUACUGGUGUUUCUGAAGUUACCAUCCAUCAAAUGUACAAGGAGAUGCUUCCACAUGCAGAAGAGCUACGUCCCAAACAAUGA